AUGACCUUGCCAGCAGAGGUCCAUUCUUCACAUCUGCGCCGUGGUUCGCACUCUUCCAGUGCAGACCCAUUUUCCGAACCUGACGUAUAUUAUGGCGAGGAGGAACAUCUAAGGAGACAAGCUCAGGCUCAUCGAAGGACACUGUCAUCUAGCCUGAAACGAUUUGACUUCUCCGAUCUGCAUGAUUUUAUCGGGAAAACUCCACCAAGACGCACGAGUCAUGACGAACGGUCACAUUCUCGCAAAUUCCUUAUCGAUGUCGAUGUCACAUUGGAGACGUUGCUGGAGCGUGAAGAUACAGAUAACAAUGCGCAAAUAACGAUAGAAGAUCAGGCGGAUACAGUAUUUUCCGUGGGCACCGCGGCAUCAUCUGGUUACAAUCGAUUUGAUUUGCGGGGUACAUAUAUGAUUUCGAACCUUCUUCAGGAACUCACUCUCGCAAAGGACUACGGGCGAAAGCACAUCGUACUUGACGAGAUGCGCCUGAAUGAGAACCCUGUUGCAAGACUAUCGCGUUUCGUGGAAAAGUCGUUCUGGAAUGCACUUACACGCCGGAUUGACGGUUCCAAUAUUGCAGCUGUUGCAAAAGAUCCGAAGGACUGGACUCCUGACCCCGUUCCCCGGAUCUAUGUGCCCCCUGGAGCUCCUGAACAGUACGAAUACUACAGGCGAAUUGCCGAAUCCGAGCCAGAUUUACGCUUGGAUGUUCAAUAUCUCCCAGAAGGAGAGCCUACCGCUGAGUACGUUAAGAACUUAAAUGAUAAACCUGGUCUCCUUGCGUUGGCUGUGGAGGAAUAUACAAACCCGAACUCGGGGAUGAAAGACUUGAAGGGUGUCCCUUUCGUUGUGCCUGGAGGUAGAUUCAACGAGUUCUAUGGAUGGGACAGCUACAUGGAAUCACUGGGACUCAUGGUAAAUGAUCGUGUGGAUCUAGCGAAGAGUAUGGUUGUAAAUUUUUGCUUUUGCAUUAAGCAUUAUGGGAAGAUCCUCAACGCCAACCGCUCCUACUACCUGUGCCGAUCCCAGCCUCCAUUCCUCACCGACAUGGCUCUUCGGGUGUUUGAUCGCAUUAAAGCGGAGCCCGAUGCAAAGGAUUUCCUUCGAACGGCGAUGUUGUCUGCUAUCAAGGAAUACUAUUCGGUAUGGAUGGCGGAGCCAAGAUACGAUCCCAUUACGGGGUUGUCCCGGUACCGACCAACCGGCCUUGGAGUUCCUCCCGAGACAGAGCCCUCGCAUUUCUACCAUCUAUUACUCCCUCAUGCAGAGAAAUUGGGCAUAACUUUUGAAGAAUUUGUCAAGGGUUACAACAAUGGGGAAAUUAAGGAUCCCGAGCUGGAUGAGUAUUUCCUUCACGAUCGCGCUGUGAGGGAGUCCGGACAUGACACCAGCUAUCGCCUUGAGAAUGUUUGUGCCAAUCUUGCUACAGUUGAUCUAAAUUCUUUGCUCUAUAAAUACGAAGUCGACAUUGCCCGAACCCUCCGUCACUUUUUCGAUGAUAAACUUGCCAUUCCUCCCGAGUAUAGGACAACCCAAAACGCUGAAAAGGGGUUCGAAUCAUCAGCGGUGUGGGAUCGCCGGGCGAAACGCAGAAAGCUAGCGAUGGAUAAAUAUUUAUGGGAUGAAGGAAAAGGGAUGUAUUUCGACUACAACACCGUUAAGCAAGAGAUAACAGACUACGAGAGCGCCACAACCUUUUGGACGAUGUGGGCUGGAGUUGCAAGCCCCCGCCAAGCGUCAAGACUUGUCAGUGAGGCGCUUCCCAAAUUCGAAGUAUAUGGAGGACUGGUAUCAGGAACUGAAAAGUCUAGGGGCGUUGUUGGCAUCGAUAGGCCCAACAGACAGUGGGACUAUCCAUACGGGUGGGCGCCGCAGCAGAUGCUGGCGUGGUCAGGACUUAUCCGUUAUGGAUACCAGGAAGACGCAGAGAGACUGGCCUAUAAGUGGCUGUACAUGAUUAUAAAAGCAUUUGUAGAUUUUAACGGCGCUGUGGUAGAAAAGUACGAUAUUACCCGUCCUAUCGAUCCCCAUAAAGUGGAAGCUGAGUAUGGGAAUCAAGGAGGAGAUUUUAAGGGCGUUUCUCGGGAAGGAUUCGGCUGGGUUAAUGCAAGUUUCGUCUAUGGUCUGGAAUUCCUUAACGCUCAUAUGAGACGUGCCCUGGGUGCAUGCACUCCAUAUGAGACCUUCAGCAGAGCCACAGUCCAAUGGGCAACCCCCAGUUGGGAUCAUCCGACUAAUGCAUGA
Messenger RNA from Paracoccidioides brasiliensis Pb18, 2241 nucleotides. RefSeq names its product neutral trehalase. Gene Ontology annotation, biological process: trehalose catabolic process. Gene Ontology annotation, cellular component: cytoplasm. The coding region runs from base 1 to 2241 and encodes 746 amino acids. The record is from RefSeq and is a predicted model, not a curated record. The transcript has 6 exons. Gene Ontology annotation, molecular function: calcium ion binding; alpha,alpha-trehalase activity.